Messenger RNA from Dryobates pubescens (Downy woodpecker), 3319 nucleotides. It is a transcript of the gene CAMK2D, whose product is annotated as calcium/calmodulin dependent protein kinase II delta. Gene Ontology annotation, molecular function: calcium/calmodulin-dependent protein kinase activity; calmodulin binding; ATP binding. The transcript is spliced from 24 exons. Gene Ontology annotation, biological process: protein phosphorylation. The record is from RefSeq and is a predicted model, not a curated record. Gene Ontology annotation, cellular component: cytoplasm; neuron projection. Bases 379 to 2040 code for a protein of 553 amino acids. Lineage: Eukaryota; Metazoa; Chordata; Aves; Piciformes; Picidae.
CCCCUCAUCCCCGGGCGGGCGGUUGGUGACGUCAGGCGGUCGCUGAGGAACGGGUCGCAGGUGCAUCCGUUCCCUCGGGGCGAGCGGCGCCGGCUGCCAGCGCCUGCCGCCGCCGGCCCCCUGCACGGUACCCUCCGCUCCUCGCUGCAGCGCAGGUUCCCCGAACGCAGUGGCGGGGGGAGACCGGAGACCUGCGCGGGGAGGACGUGCCAGCUGGCGGAGAGGAGGGCGCGGAGGCAGCCCCGUCACGAGAGGAGGCGGCGGCGGCGGGGAGGAGGAGGAGAAGCCGGCGAGAAGCCUCGCCUCGCCUCACAGCCCCUCCGCCGUCACCGCCUGGCUGUCCCUGGCCGCCGGAGGUACCGGCGGCCGCCCGUCCUCAUGAUGGCCUCAACUACCACCUGCACCCGCUUCACCGACGAGUACCAGCUCUUCGAGGAGCUCGGGAAAGGGGCGUUCUCCGUCGUGAGGAGGUGCAUGAAAAUCACCACAGGACAAGAGUAUGCUGCCAAAAUUAUCAACACUAAAAAGCUUUCGGCCAGGGAUCACCAGAAACUGGAAAGAGAAGCUCGAAUCUGUCGCCUCUUGAAGCAUCCCAAUAUUGUGCGGCUUCAUGACAGCAUAUCAGAAGAAGGAUUUCAUUACUUAGUCUUUGACCUAGUCACUGGAGGUGAACUGUUUGAAGAUAUAGUUGCAAGAGAAUAUUAUAGUGAAGCAGAUGCCAGUCAUUGCAUUCAGCAGAUCCUGGAGGCUGUGCUCCACUGUCAUCAGAUGGGCGUUGUCCAUCGCGACCUCAAGCCUGAGAACUUACUUUUAGCUAGCAAAUCCAAGGGAGCAGCAGUAAAACUGGCGGACUUUGGAUUGGCUAUAGAAGUCCAAGGAGAACAACAGGCUUGGUUUGGCUUUGCUGGUACUCCAGGAUACCUUUCUCCAGAGGUGUUACGAAAAGAUCCUUAUGGAAAGCCUGUGGAUAUGUGGGCAUGUGGUGUCAUUCUGUAUAUCCUCCUGGUGGGAUAUCCUCCUUUCUGGGAUGAAGACCAGCACAGGCUUUACCAGCAGAUCAAGGCCGGUGCUUAUGAUUUUCCCUCUCCAGAAUGGGAUACAGUGACCCCUGAAGCAAAAGACCUUAUCAAUAAAAUGCUUACCAUCAACCCAGCAAAACGUAUCACAGCAUCGGAAGCGCUAAAGCAUCCAUGGAUCUGUCAACGUUCUACUGUUGCCUCUAUGAUGCACAGACAAGAGACUGUAGAUUGCUUGAAGAAAUUCAAUGCAAGAAGAAAACUAAAGGGGGCCAUUCUGACAACUAUGCUGGCUACCAGGAAUUUCUCAGCAGCCAAGAGUUUACUGAAAAAGCCGGAUGGAGUUAAGAAAAGGAAGUCCAGUUCGAGUGUUCAGAUGAUGAUAAACAACAAAACGAACGUGGUAACCAGCCCCAAGGAAAAUAUUCCUACCCCGGCGCUGGAGCCCCAAACUACAGUAAUCCACAACCCUGAUGGAAAUAAGGAGUCAACAGAGAGUUCCAAUACAACCAUUGAAGAUGAGGAUGUGAAAGCGGGCAAGCUCACGAAAAAUGCAAUCUCAGAGAGUCACUCGCUUGAGUCUGAGCAUUUCCACUCCACUCCUUCCUCUGUACUGUCUCGUAAGCAGGAGAUUAUCAAGGUUACCGAGCAGUUGAUUGAAGCUAUCAACAAUGGGGACUUUGAAGCUUACACAAAAAUCUGUGAUCCAGGCCUUACAUCUUUCGAACCUGAAGCUUUGGGUAAUCUAGUAGAAGGGAUGGACUUCCAUCGGUUUUACUUUGAAAAUGCUUUAUCCAAAAGUAACAAGCCAAUCCACACCAUUAUCCUCAACCCUCACGUCCACCUGGUGGGUGAGGACGCUGCCUGCAUCGCGUACAUCCGGCUGACGCAGUACAUGGAUGGCAGCGGGAUGCCAAAGACUAUGCAGUCAGAGGAGACGCGGGUCUGGCACCGCCGCGACGGCAAGUGGCAGAACGUUCAUUUUCACCGAUCAGGGUCACCAACGGUUCCUAUCAAUGCCUAGCACAGCGGGAUCCCAGUCAUGACUUCGGCCCCUAGAUGCUACGCUAAAAAUAUCAGCAGUGCCGCUCUUGCAUUUUCUGUACCCAACGCACCCGGGUGAUUACCAUCUUGGCCAUCCCGUUCUCUUCAUGCAUGUUUCUGAGUGCAUGAAGUUGUGAAGGUUCUUCAUGUAACACAUUUUGUGAUGCACCAUGUUGCUGUAUAUUCCAUCUGUACACUGUUAACAUUUCAAUGAAGGUGAUGUUCCAUGCAAACAGAGGAUAAUGAGGCAUAAAAGACAAAGAAAAUAGUCGAUGGACAGCAGCAGACACAGGCUACAUUUGUCACUUUCUCCAUUUAUGCCAGGCUUUGACAGACACCUGUAAAAACUGUCCCAUUUAUUAAACAAGAAAGCAAGUUUUCCAAAAAGUACAUUUUACUUUACCUUUUUUUUUGGUUGUUUUGGGGUUGUUGUUUUCAUUUGUUAAGAGCUAGUUUUUGACUCCUCUGUUUCCCCAGAGUCCCAGGAUUUUGCUUUGGUUCUGGUAGGCAUGGUCAGGAUUUCCGCUGGCAGCUCUGUUACUGGACAACAGAUUUUUAUGACAGCACGUAGGUGGACAAAAGCACUGAUAAAUGUGGAAGUGAUAAUAUCUUGGUUUUGUACCAGCUGAAGCCUUUUAGUUUAUUAGUCUGUGUAAACUGGAAAAAUCUCAUCAUUUACUGGCUUGGUCACUUCAGAAUUAACCAUCAGUGUCCUGGGGAGCCAGCAGCUUCUCUUUUCCCUUUUGACUCUUUCCUUUCUUACUGUUAAGUCAAAAUUUCUACUGGAUGAUUAACCAAAAUAAAAAGGAAUAUAUGUUUUUAGAUUUAAGUGAUGUCUGAGGGGCAGUUUUUGAGGACUAAAAUGGAAGAAUAGAGAAAGAUUUGUAUCGCUUUUAGGGUUUACUGUAGAUUUUUUUUAAGGAGGCUUUAAAAACCUCUAAAAUGUUGGUUAAGCUGUAGACCAGAUGUGCUUGAGAAAUAUUAGGCUGUAAAACUUCAGUAUGAAGAGUUUACUUUCCACUGCUGCUGUUGCUUCUUUGGAAAGAAGAAGGGCUACAAAGAUGAUUAGGGCAGUAGAACAUCCUUCUUACGGAGAAAUGCUGAGGGACUUGGGGCUUUUUAGCCUAAAGAAGAGAAGACUGAGGGGGGGUCUUUUCAAUGCCUAUCAAUACUGAAAGCUUUGGUGGGUGUCAGGAGGAUGGAGCCAGUAUUUUUUCAGUGGUGCCCAGUGGCAGGAAAAGAGGUAAAAGGCACAAUCU